This is a messenger RNA of Salvelinus sp. IW2-2015, 870 nucleotides long. RefSeq lists its product as uncharacterized. NCBI's taxonomy places the organism in Eukaryota, Metazoa, Chordata, Actinopteri, Salmoniformes, Salmonidae. Gene Ontology annotation, biological process: centriole replication; mitotic cell cycle. The record is from RefSeq and is a predicted model, not a curated record. Gene Ontology annotation, cellular component: centrosome; centriole. Gene Ontology annotation, molecular function: calcium ion binding.
UGUCAUUUAAAAUAACGCAUACCACAGUAGUUUUAGGCAAGCUUUGUUUACAUGUCGCCUGAUACACUUCGUUAAGUUCAAAUACACCUAUUUUGUUCGUCGCAGGGCUGAUAUUUGGAGAUGGCUUCAGGCUACCGAAAACCCAACACCAAUUCCAACCAGAGGAAAAAGGCAGGUCCUAAACCAGACUUGACAGAGGAACAAAAGCAGGAGAUCAGAGAGGCCUUUGACUUGUUUGAUACAGAUGGCUCAGGAACAAUUGACGUGAAGGAACUCAAGGUUGCCAUGCGUGCCCUUGGCUUUGAACCAAAGAAAGAAGAGAUCAAGAAGAUGAUAGCAGACAUCGACAAGGAGGGCUCUGGGACCAUUGAUUUUAAUGACUUUCUCUGUAUGAUGACACAGAAAAUGAGUGAAAAAGACUCAAAAGAAGAAAUCCUAAAGGCUUUCCGCUUAUUUGAUGAUGACGGCACAGGAAAAAUUUCCUUCAAAAAUCUCAAGAGAGUUGCCAAGGAGCUAGGUGAAAACCUGACAGAUGAGGAAUUGCAGGAAAUGAUUGACGAAGCAGACCGAGAUGGAGAUGGAGAGAUCAACGAGCAGGAGUUUCUAAGGAUAAUGAAGAAGACAAGUCUAUAUUGAAUGUCUUAUGUUUCCCAAGGUUUAUCUCCCACUGCUGGAACAGUCUCACUUAGAUGCCUUUUGAUUGUUUUAAGGGUACUUUAUGAAAUAGCAUUUCGUGUUUUUUUUAUUUUUUAUAUGGCUUGUAAAUUUAACAGAUCUACACACAGAUUUUUGAAUGUUUUAGAUGGUUUUUUAAAUAUUUCAUAUUUUACUUAUCUUGACUAUUUUAAUUAAAUCAUAGUUAAAGUCUAA